Entelurus aequoreus (snake pipefish) is the source of this 3301-nucleotide messenger RNA. RefSeq names its product protein tyrosine phosphatase receptor type N2 (gene ptprn2). Gene Ontology annotation, biological process: protein dephosphorylation. Gene Ontology annotation, cellular component: secretory granule. Bases 119 to 3226 code for a protein of 1035 amino acids. The transcript has 22 exons. Gene Ontology annotation, molecular function: protein tyrosine phosphatase activity. The record is from RefSeq and is a predicted model, not a curated record. NCBI's taxonomy places the organism in Eukaryota, Metazoa, Chordata, Actinopteri, Syngnathiformes, Syngnathidae.
GUUUUGUGUGUGUUUUUUUGCUGCCAUUUUUCCGUCAGUGAGCCUCCUCCUUGCUUCAGACAUGACCCAGCAGCUCCCGGCCGGCGUGGCAGCGGCGAUGCGCUGCUAAAAGGCGGCCAUGGAAGGACGCUGCAGCGCGAUGGAGUCCUCUUGGCGUCCCGUCCUCGUCCUCGUCUUGGCCGCCAGCCUGACGUGCUCACCUGCCUGCGCCGACACAACGUUCGGUUGCUUGUUUGAAGACGACUUCUGUGGACCGUAUGAGUUCUGUUUCAAUGAUGGAGUGUUUGGAAGGUGUCAGGAGCUGACUGCUGCCCAGCCGCUCAACACCUACGAUGUUUCUUCUUCCAGCCUGAACAGACUCACCAUGCUCCUGCACAAACUGGCUCUCAGAGGGCUGACAUGGCAAGAUGACCUCACCCAGCAGGUGAUCUCCAGGGAGCUCUCCAAGCUGAGGAGCGUGCCCCUCGGCCAUCCGGCGUCGGCGCCCCUCGUGCCCUACGGCGGGGCCGCAGACAGGAAGGUGACGCCCGGGCAGGCGGCGCUGAGCCGCAACCUACAGCAGCUCCUGAAAGGCGUCCACUUCCUGCCAGUCCAGCAGGACACAGGUGGCACUCAGAAUGAAGACAUUGCGUACGACGAACCAAAGACCGGCUGGAAGCAGACCGGAGUGUACAGCGUUCAGAAAGGAGACCAGGCUCCUGUCACCAAAGUCUUCUCUCACAGCGGCCAGGGCAGACACCCUGACGACAACAAAGCCCUCUCCAACCACCUGGACCAGCUCCUAGGAGGAGGACUCUCGGGGCCCCAGGCUUCAUGGCCCAAAGGAAAGCUCCGCUACCUGAGCUACGUGAGACCACCUCCACGUGACCAACAGGUGGCUUUUGGCUCCAAAUCUCCAAAGACCAAUUCGAACCACCUAUUAUUCAAGAGCGUGCCAAGCCAACUGAGCGGCAAAAAGCAUCUGGAUGACACACUCCAGGAUAUGCUCAAGCAUUUUGGAGGGCAUGGCUUCAACAUGGACACUUGGAUGACCAAAGACCUGGACCAGCUGACGGAGGUCAUCUCCGGAGCUCUGCCGGCAGCCGACGCCAGGAAGAUAGAUUCUGGUGCCACACCUGGAGGUCCAGGAGCCUCCCAUUCAAAUGGCGUCAUGGAAACUAACCAGGAGCAAUUGGUUGCUAUGGAACCAGUUGGAAGCAACCAAGGCCCGAGUGGGAAAUGGGACAAGGAGCUGAAAGACACAUUGAAAUUCCGACAAGGGCAACCAGAAGACGGACCAGACAAAGUGCCAAUUGACAAGCAUACGGCCAUCUUCUCCAAGCUCCUGGACUAUCUCAACACAGACAAGUUUGGCGAUGCCCCGCCAGUGAAAAGCGGGCCAGCACCUGGUCCCAGACCAAAUGUGGUGGGCCUGGAGAGCGUCCGGAGCCGCACGAUGCAGACCCAGGCCGCCGCCGCCCCUCACGGCUGGGAGGAGAAGAGCGUGUCGGCGCCCGUUGGGGACGGCUCCACCUUGCGUUUGACCAGCGGGGCGGCGGGGCCUGACGCCCACGUGGACUCGGAGAUGGACAGGUGGAUGCAAAAGCUUCAGACACCCGCCGGGAAGAAGGCGCCGGAAGAAGCGGCCGAGAAGGACGUGAGAGUGAAAAGUCAGCUGGUCCAUGUGGGAGUGAAGGAGUUCUCCAGCAGAGGGAAGGACAGACACUUUGGCUACAUCAUUACCAGCUCAGACUCACUCACCUCUGACCAGGCCUUGGAUUUGAUGGAGCGGCUCACGCAGCAGUUGGACCUCCACGCUUCAGAUCUCACCCAGCUCACGGUCCUGGGUCCUGCCUUGACAUUCAGAGUCGGCCACAACCCUGAGAAUGUGACCACGGCAGAUCUGGUGCAGAUUGCAGUGCAGCGGAAGCAGCAGCUGGAGAAGGAGACUGGCCUGAAGAUAGUGGAGGCUGGUGUCAGUGACAGGGGCAGCCUGACCCAGAUCCCCGUGGUGAAGGAGACCCGGGUGGAGUCUGGCCAGUUGGUGGUCCUCUCCGUCCUCUGCAUGCUCUUCAUCCUGGUGGCGCUGGCCGUCUCCGCCACUUUCUUCUGCGUGCGCCAGCGCUCUCACGUCUACAGGAAGGAGAAGCUCUCCAGCUUGGGGACUGACACCGGCGGCGAUGCCACGGCAACCUAUCAGGAGCUGUGCCGCCAGCGUAUGGCCAUCCGGGCGUCGGAGCGCGUGGAGCGUCCGGAGACGCUGCGCCACUCGCGGCUCAACAGCGUGUCGUCCCAGUUCAGCGACGGCCCCGCCGGCAGCCCCUCCACCCGCAGCAGCACCUCCUCCUGGUGCGAGGAGCCCGUCCCGUCCAACAUGGACAUCUCCACCGGCCACAUGAUACUGUCGUACAUGGAGGACCACUUGAAGAACAAGAACCGUCUGGAGCGCGAAUGGGAGGCCCUCUGCUCCUACCAGGCGGAGCCCGGCAGCUGCAGCGUGGCGCUGGGCACAAAGAAGAACCGUUCGGACGCCGUGCUGCCUUAUGAUCAUUCCAGGAUCACCCUGAAAGCGAAGAAUAACCACAGCGGCUCCGAUUACAUCAACGCCAGUCCAAUCAUGGACCACGACCCUCGCAACCCCACUUACAUCGCCUCACAGGGCCCACUUCCCUCCACCGUGGCUGAUUUCUGGCAGAUGGUGUGGGAGAGUGGCUGCGUGGUCAUCGUCAUGCUCACCCCCGUCUCGGAGAAUGGCGUCAAGCAGUGCCACCAUUAUUGGCCGGAUGAGGGAUCCGAUGUCUACCACUUCUACGAGGUGAACCUGGUGUCCGAGCACAUCUGGUGCGAGGACUUCCUGGUUCGGAGCUUCUACCUGAAAAACCUACAGACCAACGAGACGCGCACCGUCACGCAGUUCCACUUCCUCUCCUGGACCGAGCGCGGCGUUCCCGCCACGGCACGCUCGCUGCUGGACUUCCGCAGGAAGGUCAACAAGUGUUACCGGGGUCGAUCUUGCCCCAUCAUCGUUCACUGCAGUGACGGAGCCGGCAGGAGUGGGACGUACAUUCUGAUUGACAUGGUCCUCAAUAGGAUGGCCAAAGGUGCUAAAGAGAUUGAUAUUGCCGCUACCCUGGAGCACUUGAGAGACCAGAGAGCCAGCAUGGUCCACACAAAGGAGCAGUUUGAGUUUGCACUGACCGCCGUGGCCGAGGAGGUGAACGCCAUCCUCAAGGCGCUCCCUCAGUGAAGGCGGUCCACUUCACCACCAUGCCGUCGUCUUACACCCCCUCCUCUUCUUCUCUCUCUCUAUAUAUAUAUAUCA